This is a messenger RNA of Hypanus sabinus (Atlantic stingray), 838 nucleotides long. Its product is annotated as zinc finger protein ZFP2-like. The transcript has 2 exons. Gene Ontology annotation, biological process: regulation of transcription by RNA polymerase II. The record is from RefSeq and is a predicted model, not a curated record. Bases 6 to 488 code for a protein of 160 amino acids. Gene Ontology annotation, molecular function: DNA-binding transcription factor activity, RNA polymerase II-specific; RNA polymerase II cis-regulatory region sequence-specific DNA binding. Lineage: Eukaryota; Metazoa; Chordata; Chondrichthyes; Myliobatiformes; Dasyatidae.
UCCCCAUGUGGCGAAGUUUCUUACAGGUGCUAGCAACAAGGGGAAGAUUGGUCCAAACCACGCACCAGAAUCAGCCGGAGUCGCUCAGCCCACCAAGGUCAGAACACCGACAAUCUUCGGACGUGGGAGAGAACAGCGUCAUUCACAGCGCGGAGAAACCGUUCUCAGGUUCCGAAUGUGGAGAAGGCUUCAGCCAAGCCUCUGGGCUGCUGAGAUCACAGAGCCACUACCCCAAGGAGAAACGAUGGAAAUGUGGGGAGUGUGGCAAGGCGUUCUACUACCCGUCCCAUCUGGAAAUCCAUCGGCGCAGUCACACCGGGGAAAGGCCCUUCACCUGCCCUGUGUGUGGGAAAGCAUAUUCCAAUUCAUCUACCCUGUCCAGACACCAGCACGUUCACUCCACGGAGAGACUGUCUGCCUGCUCAGUGUGGGACGGGAUACAUUCAGCUGGACGUGUUAAUGGUACGUUGCCUAGUUCACGCUGCUGAGAAGCCGUUCGACUGCCCUGUGUGUGGGUAAGGAUUCACUAGGUCUGACAAGCUAAGUACACACUAGCGAGACCUUCCCCUUCACAAUGGGAGGGGUUUCACUCAGUCACAGAGGAUCCCAUCACAUCAGAAAAUUCAUACUGGAGGGAGGGUGUUCACUGAUUCCGAGCGGGGGGAGGGACCCACUCAGUCAGCCAGUCUGUGGAAUCACCGGUGAGUCCGCAAGUGACUGUAGGAGCUGGAUUCCAGAGUCAUUGCUCGGAAGAAUUAUAUCCAGGACUGGACCGGGAUUCUGUCCCAGCCCGGCAUCUGUCUGAUGAUGAUUUUUAAUGUGACCAAUAAAUUUUCUC